AUAUAGUCUUGAUAAGUGUGUUUAUUUUGACAAUAUAUUGGUAUCUACUGUCUGUCGGAUUAGAUAUGGAACAUGAAAUCAGAUAGAUAACAGAAAAGUGUCACCCAAAGCCAUUACCCUAGUACAUGUAUAGAAGAAUUACAUCCGGACGUAAAGAAAAGAAUUUUAGUGCUCGUUGAUAAUGAGUGUCCAUAAUAUUUAUACAGGCAGGAAGCGCGUGAACAGCUGCCAUCUUCACAAACCUCGUAAGAAAAUUCGGAAAAGACGAGAAAGAGAUACCUUAGCAGACGCCAUAAAAUCCUGCAUUCCUAAUCUAACAGCCGAUGUUAAAGUGGACGAGAUUGAAGAUAGCGCUAUUGAGAAUGGAUGUCUUACAGAGGAUGACCGUAGGCUGAUAUACAAAAGUGAUGACAGAAAAAGGCAAGUGCGGUCAGUCGUGCUCAUCAUAACUAACAGAAGUUACGAAACAAUGAUCAAAUUUCUUGAUGCUCUUAAAGUUGCUUACCCCUACCUUUCGAAACAAAUAUGGCACCAUUAUGAGACAGGUCUUAGGUUGAGACCGAAGCAUAUAAUUUCCAGACGAUGCCCAGUUUGUCAGUUGAAGAACAGCGUUGAUGUGGAGAUUAUCAUAGACGAGUUAUUCAGCAAGAAUGUCAUAAAUCAGCAGCUUUAUGGAAGUAUAAAUUCAAGUAACAAAAGUGUCGGCCAACAAGAUGACUUAUGGGAAGCUGUUCUUGAGUCAUGCUGGAACCAACAAAAUGGAGCUGAGUUUUUGCUUGAAUUACUAGAUGGAACAGGACAUUACUCGCACAUUACCAGUAGUCUACGGAAACUGUUUAAAAAUAAUAAUUGCUUACAAAGUUUCUGUACAUGCUCAAGCUAUAAUUUGGCCAAAACACCUUGUCCAAUCAAAAAUAGGACAUUUUCAAAUGAUAGCAACACGUCAUACUAUCCACGAGAAAGUUCAGAGUCUAUGACAAGCAGCGAUUUGGACCUCGCGAGUGAGCUAGAGAUUUGCCAUAGGUCUUCCGUUUCUACCCGAGAACAAGCAGAUACGCACCAUUCUUCAGAAAUAACAGUAGAGAAAAGCACAUGUGCUAUACGUGACCCGCUAAACGCCUGCAUGCAUCACCGAAGUUCAGUCGCAGAGGUAAAUAAACGCAAAAUCGCUUUUCCCGAUGCAUCGGUUACCCUUCGCCCGGGUACCAUUCAAAUUUCAACUACCGAAAACGUCAAAAAGGAAUAUGUGCGCAUGUUAUCGUCACCAAUGUCUGGUAACCCAACAAAUUUAAUUUCUGACUCAAGGAAACCCAAACGGUUUAAAAGUAUCGUGAAUUCUGCAUUGGUAAAAUUGAGGGUAGUUAAAAGAUUCAUGCAUAAAGGCCACCCCGAAGGAUUAUUAAAGAACAAUACACCAGAUCUCGAAAGUGUAUGUGAAACAGAACUGUAAACCACAGUUUAUGAAUAAAUUAUUAACCGUGGUAACGUUUUAAAAAGCAAACUACUCUUCAGUGAAUUCUUGUUGACAGACAACUAUAAAUACAUAUUUUUUUUGUAUUAUAAGGUCAUCAUAUUUUCAAUUAUUGAUAGCCACUUUGUUACGUGUUAUAUAACUCAAGACAUGAUUUGCUUUAAGAUUUGUGUUAAUGGCUCAAGUGUUGUGUUUAAGCAGCUGUCGAGUCCAUUAAACAAGACAAUCAUUUCAACAUUCACCUUAGAUGCAAGAUGACUGACGCUUUAUUACAAUAUAUCUUUAAAAGUGCUAUGUAGCUUCCACAGUGAUUUGGACUGGCAUUACAUUUUCCAUUGUUGCGGAAGAAUUUUUAAGCGAAAUAAAAAUCUGGCGUCGGACAAAGACACUUUUCCUUGGUUUAACGUACAUGAAUUAUAGGAAAAUCAUUAUCCAUCGUAUAUAUUAGGUAUACAGGCAAACAGCUUAAAAAAUUAACAUUGGAAAUUAAGGUAGUUCAAAUAAAUAUGUGUGAUUGUUUUUCAUUCUAGCACUUGUAUAUCGAGGGUUUAGCGCAAGACUGUAGUAACUGUAUAUUUGUAAAUU
Messenger RNA from Ruditapes philippinarum (Manila clam), 2056 nucleotides. RefSeq lists its product as uncharacterized. NCBI's taxonomy places the organism in Eukaryota, Metazoa, Mollusca, Bivalvia, Venerida, Veneridae. Gene Ontology annotation, biological process: regulation of apoptotic process. The transcript is spliced from 3 exons. The record is from RefSeq and is a predicted model, not a curated record. The coding region runs from base 182 to 1450 and encodes 422 amino acids.